Neopelma chrysocephalum (saffron-crested tyrant-manakin) is the source of this 1547-nucleotide messenger RNA. It is a transcript of the gene NSMCE4A, whose product is annotated as NSE4 homolog A, SMC5-SMC6 complex component. The transcript has 11 exons. Gene Ontology annotation, cellular component: nucleus; Smc5-Smc6 complex. Gene Ontology annotation, biological process: DNA repair. The record is from RefSeq and is a predicted model, not a curated record. The coding region runs from base 192 to 1358 and encodes 388 amino acids. Lineage: Eukaryota; Metazoa; Chordata; Aves; Passeriformes; Pipridae.
AGCGGCGGUGAGAGCCCCGCAGCCGCCCGGGGAGCGAGUGGGAGCGGCCCGGCCCGGCCCGGCCUGCUCGGAGCGCACCGCGCAGCACAGGCGGGAGAUCGCGCUCGGAGCUCGGCGGCUCCGCGGCGGCCACGGCGGGAGGCACUGACCCCCCGGGCGGACCCCGCGGGCCGAGGUACGCAGGCCCGGCCAUGCCCGUGAGGCGGGGCCGCCCCGGGAGCGGCCCGGGCAGCUCGGGCACGGCCCCGCGGCCCCGCGGCCGCGACAUGGCGCAGGGCGGCGGCGAUUCCUCCCCGGGCCGGGGCCGCCUCCCGCUGCCCUCCACCUCCCGGGACGGGCCGCCGGGCCUGCCGCGCUCGCCGUCCCCCGCCGAGGACACGGAGGAGGAGGAGGCGAGCGAGUGUGUCGAGCGGCUGGAGAUCGGCAACGGGGCCGACAACGAGCACAACAGGUCGAUCCGCAGGCAGUACCGGGAGCUCAUCUCCAGCGUGCACCAAAAUCGUGAGGAGAUGCUGAGUUCAAAAAGCAACAGACUGACAGAAGCUUUGGAAGAAGCCAAUAAGCUGUUUGAGAAAGUUUGCCGUGCACGAGAGGCUGCGCUGGAUGCCCAGUUUCUUGUCUUAGCAUCCAAUCUAGGGAAGGAGAAGGCCAAUGAGUUACACUCUGAGAUGACAUCAUUUGAUGCAGCAACAUUUGCGGAAGACUUGCUGACCCUCAUGGGUAUAAAUCGCAUAGAAGUAGAAGAAAAUUAUAGUGAACCUGGUGGUUUUUUACCUCGUGAUGCCUGGCAGAAAGUGGGAGAAGAAGCACUGAAGUACUUCAGAAGAGCACCUACUUUUCACUAUAUGUUGGGAUCUUUCAAGUCUGAUCCUCCUGUAGCAAAGCAACGGAUUGAGAGGCAGAAAAGGGCUUCAAAAGGAGAAGCAAAACAGAUGAUGCCUGCUCAGUUAAAUCAAAUGGAGGAGUCUCAUGACGAAACUACAGAAAAAGAAGUAGAGAGGAUCUUGGGAAUACUGAACACUCUCUUUGAAAAUGAUCCUGAAACACCAAUUUCCUUCUUUGAUUUUGUGAUUGAUCCAAACUCCUUUGCACGCACCGUGGAAAACAUGUUUCAUGUGUCCUUCCUCAUAAGGGAUGGUCUUGCAGAAAUAAGGCUGGAUGAUGAUAAAUUGCCAAUAAUAGAGUCUACAAAAUACAGGAAGGUAGGGGAGGAAAACCGGGGACCUGGAGCACGGAAACAAGUUGUCAUGUCUCUGACCCAGGAAGAAUGGAAGGAGAUCAUAGAAGUAUUUGAAAUAACAGAAGCCAUGAUUAGCCCUCCUUUUCAGAGCACUGAAGAGGAAAUGGAGACAGAAUAAUUUUCCAAUGACAGCUGAUCUUGUUAAUACAAGUAGUCUGAAGAAGGACUUAGAGGGAACCAGACUGUCUUCUGUUCCUACUUCCCUAAAAUUCUUUCAGUGAUAGGACUGAAUUCUUUUACUGUCACAGUUGUUUUUUAAGUUCCAAAUUUUAUUGCAUAGUCUUACUGUCUUUUUCUUUUUCUCUUC